AUGUGCUGUCAAAAAGUGCACUUCUUGUUCAGGGUUAGUAGUCCACUAGUGAUUCUAAUGCUACUAUACGUGACCCAUAUUGACUCUGUUGGUUUUAGAAUUUCUCCAGCCUAUCGUCGAGACAAGUACUCGAAAAUUUUCCGAAAAUCUCUCCCGCAAAAGGCCAGAGUUGCCAUGAUGGAGGCUGGCUUCCAGAUACCUAACCCUCUUAUUCUGAUGGAGGAGGCAAGCCGGCUGUCCCAAAGACAAAAAGACGGGGACAAGGCCGCAAAGCCAACAGAAUCGCUUGAUGAUGAUGAUGAUCAACCCAAUGCGGAGCAACAAAUCACAGUAGGCAAUACUAUUUUGAUGGACGUUGAAGAAGAUGCAGUGACCCAAGUAGGCGAUUUUGAAUCUCAGCAAUAUGUUCCUUCUUCGGAAAUUCAUGCUUCUCUUCAUUUUCUAUUCAACAAAGAACAGGAGAUCCUCGAUUUGAUAUAUGACUCUCGGCCUUUUGUCAAGAAACGCUCUCAUAUCAGUGCCAAUAUGUUUUUCAUCAAAAAUAUUCUCGUGCCUCCGAACAAGUUUCGACCAGCAGCUCAGCAGGGCCCAAACGAGAUCAUGGAAGCCCAGCAAAACACUUCUUUUGGCAGGAUAAUCAAGCUAUGCGAUCAAAUCAAUCAAAUUAGCAGGGAGAGGCAGGGUGAUACAGCCGGCACUUCAAGAAGAAUUCGCGAUUAUCGUGAUCUGCUCCAGGCAAUUGUUCAGCUCCAAGAUGCCGUAAACAGUCUCAUAGAUAGGGAUAGAAAUCCCUCUCAGGGGCUAGGUGCUCAAAAUGAAGAUGGUAUAAAGCAGCGGCUGGAAAAGAAAGAUGGUCUCUUCCGAAAGAACAUGAUGGGAAAACGAGUCAACUUUGCUGCUAGAAGUGUUAUUUCCCCGGAUCCAAAUAUUGAAACGAAUGAAAUCGGAAUACCCCUUGUUUUUGCAAAGAAGCUGACAUACCCCGAACCAGUAACGAACCAUAACUACUGGGAGCUGAAACAGGCUGUUAUUAAUGGGCCAGACAUAUACCCCGGUGCAGCUGCUGUUGAAAACGAGCUUGGGCAAGUGGUCAGCUUGAAAUUCAAGACUGUGGACGAAAGAGUAGCGAUUGCCAACUUGCUUCUCUCACCAUCUAACUGGAAGCUUAAGAGGUCACGCAAUAAGAGAGUGUAUCGCCACCUUACGACAGGAGAUGUUGUUUUAAUGAACCGGCAGCCAACACUUCAUAAACCUUCUAUCAUGGGCCACCGUGCAAGAGUCCUGACUGGUGAGAGAACAAUUCGCAUGCACUACGCCAACUGUAAUACAUACAAUGCCGACUUCGAUGGUGAUGAAAUGAACAUGCAUUUCCCACAAAAUGAAAUUGCCCGUGCGGAAGCCAUGCAACUUGCGGAUACCGACCACCAAUAUCUCGUCGCUACAUCUGGAAAGCCUCUCCGUGGUUUAAUCCAAGACCAUUUAUCCAUGGGAGUAUGGCUUACUUGCCGAGACAGUCUCUUCGAUGAGAAUGACUACCACCAACUACUCUAUAGUUGUCUACGGCCUGAAAAUUCGCACACCGUAUCUGACAAAAUCUGGCUCAUGCCACCUGCUAUCUUCAAACCACUGCCCCUCUGGACUGGAAAGCAGAUAAUAAGUACGGUUUUGAAGAAUAUCACUCCGGAUAACCGGGCUGGUCUUAACCUGGACAGCAAGUCAUCUACACCGGGAGACCGCUGGGGUGAUAAAGCUGAGGGUGAAGUUACUGUAAGAGACGGAGAACUGAUAUCUGGAAUUCUUGAUAAAAGUCAACUCGGUCCUACUGUCGGUGGCCUCAUCCAUUCUAUUCAUGAAGUCUAUGGUCACAUAGUCGCUGGCAAACUGAUUGGUAUUCUUGGUCGUCUUUUAACCAAAGUCCUACACAUGCGUGCAUUUACCUGUGGAAUGGAUGAUCUCCGGCUGACAGAAGAAGGAAAUGCCAAACGAAAAGAGUUAAUCCAACAAGCGGAUGGCCUUGGUAAAGAAAUAUCACUGAAAUAUGUUACUUUAGACGAAAACAAAGUAGAAGACGAGGACACUGAGCUGCAACGUCGUCUUGAGGAAGUGCUACGGGACGAUGAUAAGCAUGCUGGACUUGAUGCUAUGUAUAAGUCGCGUGCGGGUGAACUUUCAUCGGAAAUUACCAAGGCUUGCCUGCCUAGUGGGCUUGAAAAACCCUUUCCCUUCAACAACAUGCAGACCAUGACUGUAUCGGGAGCCAAGGGUUCAAUGGUUAACGCCAACCUGAUUUCCUGCAACCUAGGUCAGCAAGUUUUAGAAGGUCGCCGAGUUCCCGUCAUGAUAAGCGGGAAGACUCUUCCAUCAUUCCAGCCAUUCGAGACCAAAAUUGGAGCUGGUGGAUAUGUUUUUGGACGUUUCUUGACUGGAAUUAAGCCGCAUGAAUAUUAUUUUCACGCCAUGGCUGGCAGGGAAGGUCUAAUUGAUACCGCUGUCAAGACUUCACGAUCAGGCUACCUCCAGCGCUGUUUAAUCAAGGGAAUGGAAGGCCUAAAGGCGGAAUAUGAUACCUCUGUUCGAGACACUUCUGACGGGUCGAUCGUACAGUUUUUGUAUGGAGAAGAUGGGCUUGAUAUAACAAAACAGAAGCACUUGGACAGUUUCUCCUUUUUGGCACAAAACUAUAUGUCGAUAGUGUCGCAGGUUAACGGGGUGAAAGACUCGAGUAAGAUUCACAGCGAGGAAGCAACUAAUUGGUCCAAGGCUGCCCUGAAGAAGAUAAAAAAGACAGGAAAGAUCGAAGCUAAAGACCCUGCGUUGGCUCACUUUCCCCCUGGUGCCAACUACGGUAGCACCUCCGAGAAGUUUUCUUCGGCACUUAAGAAGUAUCUCAAAUCCAAUCCCGACAACCUACUCAAAGACAAAAGCACAGGCGAGGGUGAAAUCACUAAAAAGGCUUUUACAACAAUGAUGAACAUGAAAUAUAUGAAAUCAGUCAUUGACCCUGGUGAGGCCAUUGGUAUAGUCGCCGGUCAAUCUGUUGGUGAGCCAUCGACCCAGAUGACUCUAAAUACUUUCCACUUGGCUGGUCACGCGGCCAAAAACGUCACACUCGGUAUUCCCAGACUUAGGGAAAUCGUCAUGACAGCUAGCAGCCAUAUCAUGACACCAACGAUGACUUUGAAACUAAACAAGCAGACAGACGAAAAGACCGCGAGAUUGUUUGCUAAGACCAUCACCAAGCUGACCCUCGCCGAAGUAGUUGAUAAAUUGAAAGUUCGAGAACGUGUCACAUCACAGGGAAGUACAAAGGCUAAGGUCUAUGACAUCCAAAUCGACUUUUUCCCUCCUGAAGCAUACUGUGCCGAGUACGCUAUUCAAGUGAAUGAUGUACUCCGAACGCUCGAAGAGAAAUUUAUACCCCGCCUUGUCAAGCUCACUGAAGCUGAAUUGAAGAAGCGAACUUCUGAGAAGUCCUUGUCUAGCCCCUCUGCUGCCCAACCCGAGAUUGGAGCCUCUGUUGGUGUUGUGGAAGAAGCUAGGCGUGAAGGAAGGGACAAUGAUGAAGACGAUGAUGAAGACUUGGAUGAUGCUAAACGUGCUAGCUCCUCGCGCAACAAUGCUGGUCAAGCCUCGUAUGAAGCUCCUGAUGAGGGAGAGCAAGAGAUCAUCAGAAGGCAGAAUACACCUGAUCUUGAAUCUGAUGAUGAGGACACCGACGAUAAACAAAAGCCUGCCAUAGUGGACAACAGUGACAGUGACACCGAUAUGGAAGUUCCUGGUCCCUCCAAAACUAGGAAAUUGGCCAACAGCAGAGACCGGGCAGAGGCUCUCAGGGGGAAGUACCCUGCCCUCACACAGUUCAAAUUCAACCCAGACAACGGAAGUUUGUGUACCAUUCAACUCCAAUAUGACAUUUCCACACCAAAGCUUUUGCUUCUCCCCUUGGUGGAAAACGCAGCUCGUACUUCAGUCAUACAGUUCAUCCCUGGACUUGGAAGUUGCGCGUAUAUACCAGCUGAUAAGGGUGAACCUGAACAUGUUGUAACGGAAGGUGUUAAUUUGCUAGCGAUGCGCGACUAUCAGGAUAUUAUUGACCCACACUCCAUAUAUUCCAAUUCUGUGUCUCACAUGCUUGGCCUAUAUGGCGUUGAGGCAGCCAGGGCUACUAUCGUUAGUGAAGUUGGAGCCGUUUUCGAAGGCCACGGUAUCAAAGUGGAUAACCGACAUCUUACCCUUAUCGCGGAUGUCAUGACUCAGACUGGCGGUUAUCGCGCAUUCAACCGUAUGGGUAUUGUUAAAGAUAGCACAUCUCCAUUGAUGAAGAUGAGUUUCGAAACAACAGUUCGCUUCCUUCGUGACGCAGUCUUAGAGAGGGACUGGGAUAACCUCAACGGCCCUAGCAGCAGAAUUGUUGUAGGUAGAGUUGGAACUGUUGGCACAGGUGCUUUUGAUGUACUUGCGCCUGUUGGAUAG
Trichophyton rubrum CBS 118892 is the source of this 4473-nucleotide messenger RNA. RefSeq lists its product as uncharacterized. The record is from RefSeq and is a predicted model, not a curated record. Bases 1 to 4473 code for a protein of 1490 amino acids. Lineage: Eukaryota; Fungi; Ascomycota; Eurotiomycetes; Onygenales; Arthrodermataceae. Gene Ontology annotation, biological process: DNA-templated transcription. The transcript has 2 exons. Gene Ontology annotation, cellular component: RNA polymerase I complex. Gene Ontology annotation, molecular function: DNA binding; DNA-directed RNA polymerase activity.